This is a messenger RNA of Nerophis ophidion (straightnose pipefish), 2635 nucleotides long. It is a transcript of the gene ywhag1, whose product is annotated as 3-monooxygenase/tryptophan 5-monooxygenase activation protein, gamma polypeptide 1. The coding region runs from base 142 to 885 and encodes 247 amino acids. The transcript is spliced from 2 exons. The record is from RefSeq and is a predicted model, not a curated record. Lineage: Eukaryota; Metazoa; Chordata; Actinopteri; Syngnathiformes; Syngnathidae. Gene Ontology annotation, biological process: signal transduction. Gene Ontology annotation, cellular component: cytoplasm. Gene Ontology annotation, molecular function: protein kinase C binding.
GGGAGGGCUCCACACGUCACGCACACAACAGGCACGACGGUUGCUCUCUGAUCAUACUCGAAUAUCCAUCCAUUAAUUUACCACUGUUUGUCCCUCUCAGUAAAUUUAAAUAUUCUAGAAAUAUAACAUUACACAUCCAACAUGGUGGACCGUGAGCAACAUUUGCAGAAGGCCAGGCUGGCGGAGCAGGCUGAGAGAUAUGAUGACAUGGCAGCAGCCAUGAAGUCGGUGACAGAGUUGAAUGAAGCACUAUCCAAUGAGGAGAGGAACCUGCUCUCUGUAGCCUACAAAAAUGUGGUGGGGGCGAGGCGUUCCUCCUGGCGUGUCAUCUCAAGCAUUGAGCAGAAGACGUCGGCCGACGGCAAUGAAAAAAAGAUCGAGAUGGUGCGUGUAUACCGGGAAAAGAUCGAAAAGGAACUGGAGGCCGUCUGCCAGGAUGUGCUUAACCUCCUCGACAACUUUCUGAUCAAGAACUGCAACGAGACGCAGCAAGAGAGCAAAGUGUUCUACCUGAAAAUGAAGGGUGACUACUACCGUUACCUGGCUGAAGUGGCCACAGGUGAGAAGCGAACCACCGUCGUGGAGUCCUCGGAGAAGUCUUACAGUGAGGCCCACGAGAUCAGCAAGGAGCACAUGCAGCCCACGCACCCCAUCCGCCUGGGCUUGGCUCUCAACUACUCUGUCUUCUACUACGAGAUCCAGAACGCCCCAGAACAGGCAUGCCACCUGGCCAAGACCGCCUUUGAUGACGCCAUUGCUGAGCUGGACACCCUCAACGAGGACUCCUACAAAGACUCCACUCUCAUUAUGCAGCUGUUACGGGAUAACUUAACGCUGUGGACGAGCGACCAACAAGACGAUGAGGCAGGCGAGGGCAACAACUAAAGGGUCUGCGACCUUAUUCUGCCAAAACACCGUCACCGUUGCACUCACAAAUGUUAAAUCUAAUCAGUGAAACAGUGAAGACCAAUGGUAUCAGCAGCCAAUUUACCAAACGGUACUAACAUGGCUGCUGUUCUUUCUUUUUCCACACACUCAUAGUGAAAUAAGGAGAAACAAUGGAUUUAAGUUAUUUAGAAAAUAAAUAAAAUAAUGAAUUCCCCUUCGUUUAACAGUAUUUGCUAGAAUAGCAAUUAGAAGAAAGAAGUGUGUCAUCGACGCCAAUGGCAGACACGUUGCGCAAAUGAAGCAGAGAUUUCUAAUUGUCAUCUGUGAUGGAAGAAGCAGCCACACAUAGUUUGAUGUUUAAGCAACAGGAAAAUUAGAGCAGGGGUAUUAACCUAUUUGACCCUGGGGCCCAAAUUUUGCACUACAGAGGGGCCUGGGGUCCACUAGUAACACUUCAAUUAGUAGUCUAAGCUACUUACAGUUUAACAGCUCAAACCUUAUCAAAUGAUAUAAAAGCAUGUGUUAAUGACAGAUAUUAUUAUCAAGGCUUAAGUCAGACUAAUUACAAUAAUAAAUACUAAUUAAACAUUCUGCAAAAGGGAUGCAAAAACCGGAUGAUUAAUACAUUGUGCUGAACAGUGCUAAAAUAUAUUUAACUAAAUUAAUAAUACUUACUAAUAAUUUGUUUUGUAAAUAAUCAAUACAAUUAAAGUUCAACUGAAAAUACAGCUUCACCACUUUAUUCAUAUUUUUUGCACUAAAGAAGCUCCAGACUUCUUCUGUUUGUUUUAUAUUGUUACUACUGCCACAAUUGUGAAUUGCAACCGAGUGUCGCAUUUUUUGCCAGCCCUCUUGGGGGCGAUGGCGGCUCAACAAUUGAUUAAGAAACACUGAACUAGAGUAACCUUGAAAGUGAGAGAGGACAUAGGGGAACUCAUAGGGGUGUCUGUCUACAGGCAUAUUGACGUGACAUAUUUAUUUGCAGCACACUUAGUUGUUCAGUACAAAGAGGUUGUCUCUGUUACUGAGAAUUACAUGAAAACAUGUUUUUGUUUCGUUUUGUCAGGUGUGUGUCCAGCUAAUUCACACAGUCAUAUUGUAACUAAAAAUAGAGGUUCCUGUAGUAAACUUAGUGCAGCUUGUCCCUAUUUCGUGCUGAUCUGCUUUACUGAAUACAUUAAGUGUGUUUGGACGCCUUAGUCCUCAUUGUGACGACAAUACCGACACUAACGACCUCUAAUCGGUCCCCAUGUUUGGAGGAAAAACAUUCUCAGAAGUCACAGAAUAAUGACAAUUUGUGAAUAACAACAUGAAAUGGCUCCGAUCUUGCUCUCCCCUUGGAACCACUGAUAUUGCACUCAAGAAGGCUUAAAAAGCUCAUCUCAGCUUUGUGGACCUAAUCUGCAGUUUCUUUAGGUCAAGGGAUGCACUCGCCUAUGACAAUAUUUAAUUUAUUCAGUGUAACAUGACAACUGCUACAGUAUUCUUACUAUUCUCCAUAGUACAGUAUUGUGCAUGCUGGUGAUGUAUUUAUAGAGUAGCUUCAAUUUAUCCACUUAAACGAUAGAUGUUAUGUAUUCAUAGGAUAUUGAUGAAUACUAGAUGUUUACAAGAUGUGUUAAUAUUUAUUUUUUUCGCCAUUGUUAGUAAAAUUGUGUUUGAAUGUUAUUUAUUCCAUUUUAUUCCAAAACAGUUAUUGUUACCAAUAAAUUGAUCUGUUACAGAUAUGCUUAUGUUGACAUGCAAA